CUAUACAGCAAAAUACCCCUCGACAUAAAACGCCAUUUCGCAGGAUCUUCUCCGGCUGGUGCCACCACCAACCCACUGCUGGGUGGGGGGGACAAAAGGAGAAGCUGUCUCUCACCUCCCCCAGUGGGUGACACCUUUGGAAAACAGACUCUUUCGGUGGUGUGCUUGCAAGCUGUUUUUCCACUAGUUCUUCAGUAUUUUGACAGCAGUGAUCUGGAAGCUCCAUCUCUGCGAAGAUUUCCCAACAUAUCAUAGUCUGCUGAAUAUCCGACCUUCAUCUUCCAAUUGUGUCCUCCACAAAUCUCAUCGGCCUCAUUUUUGAAAAUUUCUUCAUACAUUAUCCAUAUGCUUUCCUAAAAUUCUUGGAAGUUGUUCAGAAACUGCCUCUGAUGUUCCUGUAUCUUCUUUGAAACCUCUCUUGAAGUCCAUCUGUUCUCCUUUUCUGAAGAGGGGGCACCCAAGAUACAACAUUUCAGAAGAAACCCAAAGGAAACUUCCACCAGCUUAAUUCGCAGGAAUCUCAAGAGCUUUGCAGGCGUUGCUAAGACAAUCUUCCUUAAUCUACUCCGUAUUCAUCACAUUCUUCCAGGCAAGAGAAAAUUCUCUCUUCCUCUCAUUUCUCAAAAGAAUUUGUGUUCCAGAUCCUGCCUACUGGAAGAGGAGAUUAGAUACAGUAGGCAAAACACCCAUAAUCACCACUGCCUCUGCUGCUUGCAUUUGUAACAACUGGCGUCGUUUCUUACCGCCAAGCUGGAGUCACUUAAGCGCUGGAAUGAAGAGAGGAUGGUCUGGUGUGAGAAAGGUGUCCAGAUUCUACUCACAACUGUGGGGGCCUUUGCUGCCUUUGGUCUCAUGAUCAUCGCCAUUGGCACAGAUUACUGGCUGUAUGCUCGUGCCUUCAUUUGCAAUACCACUAAUAUCUCUACCGAGGAAACGCCCCAGAAAGACAAAAAAGAUCCUGGAGGACUCACCCAUUCAGGUCUUUGGCGGAUAUGCUGUUUAGAAGGGUUGAAGCGAGGAGUGUGUGUGAAAAUCAACCAUUUUCCAGAGGACACAGACUAUGAUCACGACAGUGCGGAAUACCUCCUACGAGUGGUACGAGCCUCAAGCAUCUUUCCUAUCCUAAGUGCUCUUUUGCUGUUGCUGGGUGGGUUCUGCGUAGCUGCCAGCCGUGUCUACAAGUCGAAGCGCAACAUUAUUCUAGGUGCUGGCAUUCUGUUUGUUGCUGCAGGCCUCAGUAACAUCAUCGGCGUCAUCGUCUACAUCUCAGCCAAUGCUGGUGAUCCCGGCACAAAACGUGACGAUGAAAAGAAGAGCCACUAUUCUUACGGCUGGUCCUUCUAUUUUGGUGGCCUUUCUUUCAUCCUGGCUGAGAUGAUUGGCGUUCUGGCGGUUAACAUAUACAUUGAGAAGAACCGCGAAGCCCAUUGCAAAAGCCGCACAGAACUCUUGAAGAACCCUUCUUCCUCCUCCUCAGCCAUCUUACGCCUGCCCAGUUACCGUUUCCGAUACCGUCGCCGGUCACGUUCCAGCUCCCGCUCCACUGAGCCCUCCCAGUCUCGAGAAACCUCCCCCGUUGGCCUGAAGGGCUUCCCUUCCACCGACAUCUCUAUGUACACACUGUCUAGGGACCCGUCCAAGGCCAACGUCAGUUCCCUCUAUGGCGGUGCCAGUGAGACCGCCUCCACAGGGGCAACGACCUCCGGGGUGACCUCCGGGACUGGCGGAGGAUUCUUACAGUUGCACAACACCUUCCCCAAAGAUCCUGGAGUGACAGUCACGGUGACUGGGCCUGGGGUAGCAGGAGCCACUGGUACCCUGGGUAAGGAUGCCUCCUCCAACACCAACACACUCAACAGGAAGACCACGCCAGUGUAGGGAUGGACCUAAGAGAGGAGAGGGCAUGGGAAGGAGAAAAGGGGAAGAAAAAAAAAUACUGUUCAGAGGACAUCAGGCAAGUCAGAAUGUUGAGAAGCGAGAAAUCCAUCCAUCCAGUGAGCAUUUUUCUUGCUUGCUUUGCUUUGCUUUGCUCCUUCAUCCUCUCCCCCUCC
This is a messenger RNA of Thamnophis sirtalis, 2051 nucleotides long. RefSeq names its product calcium voltage-gated channel auxiliary subunit gamma 8 (gene CACNG8). Gene Ontology annotation, molecular function: voltage-gated calcium channel activity; channel regulator activity. Gene Ontology annotation, cellular component: postsynaptic density membrane; AMPA glutamate receptor complex. Gene Ontology annotation, biological process: positive regulation of synaptic transmission, glutamatergic; neurotransmitter receptor internalization; regulation of AMPA receptor activity. NCBI's taxonomy places the organism in Eukaryota, Metazoa, Chordata, Lepidosauria, Squamata, Natricidae. The record is from RefSeq and is a predicted model, not a curated record.